AUGACAGACGAGGUUGUGGAGAAAUGUAUCUGCCAGAUUUGUCAGUGCGGAAGACACAAGUGUGAUCAUGUGGAUGCUGAUUUAGGAUUUGGAAAUGGAAUUGAAGAGAAUCAAACCGAAUACGGGAUGCAAUAUCCAGCAAAGCAGGCACCCAGAGAGCGUCUGGCUCGUUCUCAAAAUGCUACUUUUUUAUCGGAUGGUGAUUUCGACGGAACCACAAUUAACAGACAAGACUACGGAGUAAAAAAAGUAAGGGGUUCUCAACUGAAUUCGCGAAGCAUCACAUUAAUUCUUAAGGUAUCCCGAAAUGCUCCAUUCAAGUUUGUUAACUCUGGUCCGGCGGAUUCUGGAGAGUUUUUGGCGGAUACGACACAUAAAACGGAUUUCCAAGGGAAAUCAGUGAGUCGUCAAAAUCCUCUCCGUCCUAAUACAAAUGGUCUGCAAAGCGGGGAGUUUGAAGGAUUCACAACUCACAAAUCUGAUUUCGAUUACAAAGGAGGUUCUCGCACGGGAGUUAUUCGAGGCCCUCAAGAUGCUCAACUUUUCUCCGGUCCUUUCAAUUCUACUACUACGAACAGAGCUGAUUACGAUAAGAAACAAGCUGAAAGAAGUGGAAUAUUGAGAGGACCAACGAGUACGAAUAUGUUCAAAGGACAGUUCGAUGGACAAACAACAAACAAAACAGAUUACGAUCCGAAACAAACUGAACGACCCGGUAUAAUGCGUGGUGCAACUGGGGGUCAGUUGUUCACAGGACCUUUUAAUGGACAAACUACAAAUAAAUCGGACUAUGACCAGAAACAGGCUGAAAGACAGGGGAUUCUUCGUGGACCAACUAGCACAGAAAUGUUUUCUGGACCAUUCAAUGGUGUAACCACAAAUAAAGCAGAUUAUGAUCAGAAGCAGGGUGAGAGAUCAGAAAUUUUGAGAGGGCCCUCGGGAACAGAAAUGUUUACGGGGCCAUUCAAUGGAACAGCCACCAAUAAAGCGGAUUACGAUCGGAAACAAAUGGCUGAUCGCCAACGUCCAAGAGCGCUCACAAGUGGUCGUUUUUCAGCUGGACCGUUCUAUGAUACCACUACAAAUAGAGCAUUUUUCGACAAGAAACAGGCUAGUCGACAAAUGCCAUUCAGAGCUGCUGAUGAUUCUAAGCUCACUCCUUCCAGUCCAUUCCUAGUUCUUUCAACAAACAGAGCUGACUAUGUGGGAAUGCAGGGUGAUCGUUCUCUGCCUAUCCGAAACACAAACGAUUCAUCUGCAAUUUCAAUCGCUGCUCCGUUUGACGGUGUUUCCACGAACCAUGCAGAUUUUCAGCGUAAACAGGCUGAAAAGUCAAAACUGACUCGUCCCCAUUCUUCUUCCAAUUUAUUGUCUUCGGGCGCCUCAAAGUUUGAUUCAACGACAACAACACGCGCCGAUUUCAUUCAGAAACCGCACGUCAGAGUGAUUAAUGUGAAACCAAAGGACGAUUCGUUUUCUGGACAUGUUUCACGAUUCGAUGCAGAUACUACUUACCAUGACGGAUUCCAGGAAAAAAGUGCUGAAAAACUUCCAUUACAACGAGCCACUGAUGAAUUGACUGUUGGAAACGGAAAAUUCUAUGGAGAAACCACUCAGCAUAGUGACUUCAUUGAGAAGCAUGUGGAUAUCUGUCCAGCAGAAAAAGUUCUCACAAGACGAGAUCGUUCUUUCGAAUUCAAACGAACGGCCAAUGGUCAUCGGUUCUACGAGCAACGUGUGACUCAUGGAACCAUCCAACCGAAUCGUCUCGUCCCUAUUGAAGCUUAA
This is a messenger RNA of Caenorhabditis briggsae, 1788 nucleotides long. Gene Ontology annotation, cellular component: centriole; sperm flagellum; cytoskeleton. The record is from RefSeq and is a predicted model, not a curated record. The transcript is spliced from 14 exons. NCBI's taxonomy places the organism in Eukaryota, Metazoa, Nematoda, Chromadorea, Rhabditida, Rhabditidae. Gene Ontology annotation, molecular function: microtubule binding. Bases 1 to 1788 code for a protein of 595 amino acids. Gene Ontology annotation, biological process: microtubule anchoring.